CAGCAGCCCUGUUGUAAAUUAAUGCAAACAUAUACAUAACUUAUACCUAUAUAAAGAUUCAUGAAUCAAAACCUUUUCCACAACAACCAAUCAAUCCAUCAACAUUCUCAAUUAGAAUUUAGAAGAACAAAAUUCAGAUAAUAAACAUUAAAAAUGGCAACUUCAAAUGUUGGUGGAGAUAGAUACAGAUCCUACUUAACUCCAGAGGAGCUCAAGACCACUCAAUGGCGAGCCGGCCCGCCUAAUUACGACGCGGUUAAUAAGCUCUUUGAAGAUGGUAGAACCAAGGUGUGGGAAGCUGGAUCAUUAGAAGAAUAUGUGCAGAAUCUAAUCAAGACAUGGGAAAUGGAGAUAGUCCACAAGGCCAACCCACAAGAUUGCAAAACAUUUGACCCAAAAAACUUCGUCAUAGGCAUCAAUGGUAAAAGGUACUACACAUUGGAAGAAGUUGGGAAGAUCGGUGGAAGUUACCAAAUCUUUCUCCAAACUUCGUUGCCACCCGAGUUGAGAAUGUACAACCCGGAUAACGAGACGUACGACUCGUCUCAAACGGCUUUUAAGCAAGUUUUUCCACGUGGAUUUGCUGUGGAGAUUCUUGAGGUCUACUCUGGCCCACCAGUGAUCGCGUACAAGUUCAGGCAUUGGGGAUAUUUCGAAGGGUCCUUCAAGGGCCAUGCUCCAACUGGGGAAUUGGUUGAGAUUUUCGGCAUGUCGAUUGUUGAGAUGAAUGAAGAGAAGAAGAUUGUGAAGAUUGAGUUUUUUUAUGACCGUGGGGAAUUGUUGGCUGGUCUAGUUAAGGGAAAAACUUCAGAGGAAUAUGCAGGGGAUGAGGCUAAGGAAUCAGCCUGCCCUUUCAUGGCUUAAUUAAUAUUUUUUAGUUUUUAUCUUUUGUUGUUUCUAAUUGUGUUUUAUGUGGUAGUAACUAGUAAGUUUGGAAUAAAUUAGUCGAUUGAAAAUGCGUUAUCGUCUCAAACUAAUUUCAUAUUAGGGUUUAUGUAUGGUUUAUGGACAAAAAAUCGAUUGGUUCUACAAAAAAUAAAAAAUAAAAAAUCGAUUAUUUGUAUUUUGCAAAUUCGGUUGUUAGUCAAACCAACCUAUGAACAACUCUACGAAUCUCGGAAUUAUUGGUGGGACUUUGUACUGUAGACUAGAAAAGUUGCCGGUCGCAAUUUCUCUUCUAAUUUUAAUCUUCAACUAAAAAAUUUGUCUUA
Molecule: messenger RNA, 1211 nt
Organism: Striga asiatica
Lineage: Eukaryota; Viridiplantae; Streptophyta; Magnoliopsida; Lamiales; Orobanchaceae
Source: the annotation of a GenBank genome assembly